Molecule: messenger RNA, 4774 nt
Organism: Oncorhynchus mykiss (rainbow trout)
Lineage: Eukaryota; Metazoa; Chordata; Actinopteri; Salmoniformes; Salmonidae
Product: glycerol-3-phosphate acyltransferase 3-like
Biological process (GO): triglyceride biosynthetic process
Cellular component (GO): endoplasmic reticulum
Molecular function (GO): glycerol-3-phosphate O-acyltransferase activity
Source: RefSeq, a predicted model, not a curated record
GUUUAUUUUAAUUGUUCCAAUGGAUGGCGCUGUUCUACAUGAAGGCGCGCUUUCACUACAGCGGUGGCUUGCCGUCUCACCCUCAGUCACAGUUAUUUGUAUGAGUUCUACAACAGGGAAGGGCAUGGUAGUAUGGACUGAAGUUUGAAAGGGUGACAGAGUGAGAUCUGUAGCGAUGGAGGAUUUCUGGGCCAUGGUCCUGGCAGGGCUGAAGGUGUGGGUCUGCCUCAUUGUGUCUCUUCUCAUGGUGCCUGCAAUGUUUGGCUUCUCCCUGGGCAUCUCCGAGACAUACAUGAAGAUCCUGGUCAAAAUCUUGGAGUGGGCCACGUUGAGGAUCCAAACAGUCAACAAAGAGCAGCGGAUAAUCCAAUCCUCCUCAUUCAAUAGCCUCGUCCAGAGGGAGGAUGGUUCUAUGGAGGAGGAGCUGAGGGGGUUAAGGCGCAGUCGCCCCAAACCACCAGUGGGGGGAGACUUCACCCUCAGCGACUGUUUCUACUUCUACAGACGAGGCAUUGAGGAUAUCGUAGAGGAUGAGGUGACCCAGCGGUUUUCGUCAGAGGAGCUGGUGUCGUGGAACCUGCUAACUCGGACCAACAUCGACUUCCAGUACAUCAGCCUCAAACUGACUAUGGUCUGGGGCCUGGGCGUGUUCAUACGCUACUGCAUCCUGACUCCGCUCAGGAUCAUGCUGGCGUCUAUAGGCCUGACCUGGCUGGUGAUAGGAACCACUGCUGUAGGAUUCCUCCCUAACUGGAGGCUCAAGUCCUGGCUGAGUGAGUGGGUCCAUGUGAUGUGCUACAGGAUCUGUGCUCGAGGCCUCUCCUGCACCAUCCACUACCACAACAAAGAAAACAGACCCAGAAAAGGAGGAAUCUGUGUGGCCAAUCACACCUCCCCGAUUGAUAUUGUCAUUCUCUGCAACGAUGGGUGUUACGCCAUGGUGGGCCAGUCACAUGGUGGUCUGAUGGGAGUGCUGCAGAGGGCCAUGGCGAGGUCCUGUCCUCACAUCUGGUUUGAGAGAGCUGAUAUGAAAGAUCGCCACCUAGUGACCAAAAGGUUGAGGGAUCACGUGAAUGACAAGACUAAGCUUCCUAUAUUGCUCUUUCCGGAAGGGACCUGUAUCAACAACACAUCUGUCAUGAUGUUCAAAAAGGGAAGUUUUGAAAUCGGAGGAACGAUAUACCCGGUAGCCAUCAAGUAUGACCCUCAGUUUGGGGAUGCGUUCUGGAACAGUGCCAAGUACAACAUGGUGAGCUACCUGCUCAGGAUGAUGACUAGUUGGGCUAUAGUCUGUAACGUCUGGUACCUGCCAGCCAUGCACCAACAGGAAGGGGAGGAUGCUGUCCAGUUUGCCAACAGAGUCAAGUCUGUCAUCGCACAUCAGGGGGGACUAGUGGACCUGUCCUGGGACGGAGGCCUAAAGAGGGCUAAGGUGAAGGACACGUAUAGAGAGGAGCAGCAGAAGAAGUACAGCAGCAUGGUGGUGGGUAGCGAGGAGGACCGCAGCGGUAACAGUGACUGACACCCUCCUCUAACCUGUGAAAAGGGCAGCUCGUUCUCGAGCAACCUACAUCGCGACCGCUGGAGACGGGAGUUUUACUUUGGCAGUGGUCGCGUCGCAUUUCGGUUUCUCCCAUGAUCACGCAGCGUGAAUACAUUUAGCUUUCACAGUGUACAGAAGGUGGGCGUAGGCCCAUCCAAAAGCUCUUAUCUGGGAGUUUGGAAAGGAGCUUGGCCAUCACUGCCUGAAUACUGCACUGCUGACGACCCCGGACUAGACUGCCAUCGAGUGAAUGAACCGUUUUAAAGUGCGUUGCGGACUGUAGAAUGUUAUAACUGAUUAGCCAAUUGCAUUACAAUUACUCUCGUCUACUGUGACAACACAGUGAAGCGGAACUGUAAAGGAGAUGAGGUGUCAGGUCCAAUAGCAUCCGUUUGGGAUUUUGAAUAGCUCUUUCUUGUUCUGCUAUAAAACACUGUUCUAAUUCUCUGCUGGAAAAUUACUAUAAAAUCCUGUGUUAAGACAUGAGAAUCAAUGGAUGACUUUGUGAAUAGUGCAAUUGUGACUGUAGAGACUUUUUGAUCCCAAACUUCUAAAUGUCAGUGUUAUGCGACGACUAUCUGAGGUUAUUUUAUUUUGUCUUCGUGUUUCCCCCCCCCCCCCCCCCCCCCCCCCCUUUUCGUUUAUGAUUGUAUGAGCUGCUGAAACGUUCAGAGCCAGUUGAUCAAUCCUGUCGAUCAAUCAUUACUGCUAAUCGUUUGGAAAUAAACAUGAGCCCACAGCUGUUCUCUCUUGCUUUAGUGGCGUGUUCAUUAGCAAGCUAAGCUACCAGAACAAGGUAGUCAGAAUCAGGAAAAACACUUGUCAGUUGACGCUUUGAAAUGAUUUGCUUACGGUACUGUUGACACGAGUCGUACAUAGGUUAUGAAAGGGAGCCAAACAGUACAAUAAUAACAAAAGGCGAUUGUUCGGUAGGCAAAGUGACAGGCAUGGAUUGCAGUUACACAGUCAUUCCCCUCAAAACAUAUAUUCUCCCUCUCCCUAUGUUGUUUCUAUGAUUCAUCACAGUAACAGGCAAGGAAGAGAACUUGGGGUGAUCAUAACGACUCGAUACGAUGGGAUUAUAUGGCACUAAGUAGAACGUGGUGUUGGGCAUCCCAUUCAUAGUGCUGUGUCUCUAAAGAAGGGUACAUGUUUGGGAUUUUUUCGAGCUCUUCUCGUUGGUUUGUUUCCCUGAGGUUUUGCCUUCGUCACUGCCUCCUUUCUUCUGUUGCGUGUUAGGAUCUCUGCUCGCACCUGGAAGAGUUGAACCAAUUUAAGUCAUUCAUAUUUCGGUAAAAAUGUAUGUUAACACUAGCAUAUAAGGUGCAGGAAAUUCCCUCUUCCUUACUAACUUACCGGGUGAGAAAGUGUCCAUGUUCUCUCCAUCUGGACCAGCACGGUGUUGACUGGUAUCCUGCUUUUAGAUUAAGCAAAUGUUAUUUAACUACGUGAAAACACACAGAACAACAUCUAACGUGUUGAUGUAUUGCAUCAGUUCAUGUAAAUGUACUGUAUAUUUGGCCUGUUAUUAACAAUGAUGACACUUACCCCCAAAAUGGUGCUAUUGUGCUCUUUCUUCCAUGCCUGGCUUUCCAGAUGCCUGUUAACAUCAGAUCAGAUCAGAUGUAAGUGUACUGUCGCUACCUUGCAGUCCAACCAAGGUGCACAAGUAAUUGAAGACAAACUGUGCGAGAGAAAUUCUAUCAUUGUCUGAGGGAAGAGCUUGACCAGUUGAAACAUUAAGGAGCCUGUUUAGUGCCUGACGUUCCUACGUCCUGCUGCAUAGUUCACAUGUAAGAGAGGGUACUAUCGGAUGGACGGUGAGAGGCAGCACUAAAACAGCUUUUGUUGACCAGCAAUAAAAUGCCUUCAGAUGAUAACAGCAAAGUUAUUGAAAUAGCCUAAAAUUAUGUGAUGCAUGAAUUCAUUGCAUUUUUUAUAUAUUUUUUUUUACUAUUGUUCUUAAUGUUAAUUGUAGCGGACACAUGGACAUGAAUACAGUAUGGUGUGUUUCAUGAGGAUGCAACAUUUGUUUUCAACCAAGAUGUCACUUUAAUUCAACAGAGUAAAGAUCAAUCCACCCACCUUCUUAAAUAGGAAUCAAAGUUCUUGACCGGUUUUGCCUCUUUCUUCACCCCAUCUGGUGUCCACGCUAUGGAUGUAUCUAUCCCCACAUCUACUCUACCCUCAGCUCCAGAAGAUAUAGGCAUCUCUGCUUCUUCUGCAACAACUACAUCUCACACGGCAAAAAACGACAAAAAUCUUACAAACACCUAACCGUAGGGACUUAGAAGCAGGGACUUAGGUAGCUUGUAUCCCCAGCCUGGCUUACAAAUUUGGGUGAACCUUGUCUCUCUAGCUCUGUUUGACCAAUAGAUGUGGUGGCUGUUUGGCAGUGGAGUUAACGGGUUUGUUGUUGUAUCCACGGCAACCGAGGCCUAAAUGACUGGAACCAGAGCCAUAUAUUUAGAAUUGUAUUCUAAAUGCAUAGCUCUGACUGGAACUACACAGGCUCAUUGCAGUGUGCCCUUUCUCCUGGAUGCACCUUACAGAUCACAUUUGGGGUAUUAAAGGCCCAGUGCAGUUAACAAUGUGAUUUUUCUGUGUUUUAGAUAUACUGUAAUUCCACCCUGAGGUUGGAAUAAUCUGUGAAAUUGUGAAAAUGAUGAUAAUUCCCUUUUAGUGUAAGAGCCUGACAUUUCUGGCUGUUUUGGUGGGAUAGAGUUUUUUGAUCUGCCUGGUGACAUCAAAAGGCAGAUCAUCACAGCUAGUUUUCAGUUUUCCCCUCCCCACUCAGACCACUCCCAGACAGUCCUAGCAAAAUUCUUGCUUGAGAAAUUGCUCUUGCGAAGAAACUAUUUUUGUUUCGUUUUGACUAUUUUAAUUGUUUUCAAUCACAGCAAGGUACCUAAUUGUGUCCCAGAAAUGAUUUGACAUUGAUAUAAAAAUGGCUGCAUUAAACCUUUAAUCUAAAUCGUGCUGUGUUUGAGGGGGAGAUGGAUGAUGUGGGGGGGGGGGGGGGGGGGGGGUAAUUAGGUUUACUUGAACAUGUUUUGUAGUGGUUAAGUGUAGUUUGUGAGUGUUCUGGUCCCAGUAUCGGCAACAGCUGUCAGAAACAAGAGUUUGUACGACUGUAAAGAGGACAACACUUUCAUUCAACUGUGCGAUAGUACAAAUACUAACUGUACUGUAUCUAAAUGUAACCACAAAUAAACAUAAACAUUUUACAGA